Molecule: messenger RNA, 1395 nt
Organism: Adineta ricciae
Lineage: Eukaryota; Metazoa; Rotifera; Eurotatoria; Adinetida; Adinetidae
Source: the annotation of a GenBank genome assembly
AUGAUGAUGUAUUACUUGUUUCUUGUACUCACGGUGACUAGUCUAAAGAGUCAUUCAUUUCCUACUGAAGAUAUACGGACAACAUCGAAAGCUGUUUCAGAUCGUUUGAUUGAAUUAGUCACUCAAGGUGCUUUUCGUGGUGUGACAUAUUAUCGUUUGGCAGCUUUAGCUGAUACGAUUGGUCCUCGUCUUUGUGGAAAUGAAUCAUUAACGCAAGCUGUUCAAUGGGUACAAAAUGCAAUGGAAGGCGAAGGUUUAGAAAAUGUUCAUGUUGAAUCAGUCAAAAUACCUCAUUGGGUCCGCGGCGAAGAACGAGCUCAAUUACUUCAACCUCGUCGUGCAAAAUUAUCUAUACUUGGCCUAGGUAAUUCAGUUGGUACAGGUCCAAAAGGCAUCCAAGCAUCUGUACUUGUCGUUCGAUCAUACGAUGAACUAAAUGCUAGAUGUGAUGAAGCUCGUAAUAAGAUUGUUGUCUUCAAUCCACAAUGUGAUUGGCAAGCGCAACCGGUUGGUUGUUACGGCCCUGUUGUUGCUUAUCGUUCAGGUGGUGCAUCGCAUGCCGCGAAAUGUGGAGCAGUAGCAUCGCUUAGUCGAUCAGCUGCAUCGCAUUCAAUUGACUCGCCACAUACCGGUAUGAUGUCAUACGAUCCAGCUUAUCCGAAGAUCCCUGCAGCCUCACUUUCGGUCGAACAUGCUGAUAUGCUCGAACGUUUUCAACGACGAAAUCAAUCUAUUGCGAUAUUUCUUUACAUGGAAGCACAAACACUACCUGAUGUCAUUGGCUAUAAUCUUGUCGCUGAAGUGAAAGGUUCAACAUUACCGAAUGAAACUGUGUUAGUCAGUGGUCAUCUUGAUAGUUGGGAUGUUGGGCAAGGUGCUAUGGAUGACGGAGGUGGUGCAAUGAUUUCUUGGACUGUUUUAUCCUUACUUCAUGCACUUGACAUUCGAGCUAAACGAACCGUUCGUUGUGUACUUUGGUCAUGUGAAGAAUUUGGUGGUAUUGGUGCAGAUCAGUAUUUUACUGCACACGAGAACGAAGUACCGAGUAUGAGCAUUGUGAUGGAAUCAGACAUGGGUGUUUUCCAUCCACUUGGUCUUGAAUUUCAAGGCACGAGCAAAGCACAACAAGUUAUUCAAACCAUAUCUGAACAGUUAGUUUCCAUCAAUGCAAGUCAAGUUGUGACCGGAGGCGGCGGUACCGAUAUUGAUCCAUGGGUAGAACGCGGUGUUCCUGGUGCUUCACUUCGCAAUGAGAAUUAUAAUUAUUUCGCUUAUCAUCAUUCGAACGGUGACAUGAUGAAUGUCUUGAAUUCAACCGAUGUUGAUUUAGCAGCUGCUGUAUGGGCUGUUUAUGCUUAUGCGAUAGCUGAUCUUGAUACUCUUUUACCACGUUAG